GAAUUAUCAAAUGUGUACAAAGUUUUCGGCUAAAUAUUUUAUAUUGUUUAAUGGAAAUUUAAUUUUGUGUAAAGUAUAUAUUUUUGGUUAGAUAUUACAAACAUUAGGUGACUUAUGUGCAUAUGAGUAUUAUUUGAUUUUACUCGGCAUGUGUGCAGAAAAUGGGAAAACAAAACAGCAAGCUAAAGCCAGAAGUACUGGAGGAUUUAAAACAAAACACAGAAUUCACAGAUGCUGAAAUUCAAGAGUGGUAUAAAGGAUUCCUUAAAGAUUGUCCAAGUGGGCACCUAUCGGUGGAAGAGUUCAAAAAAAUAUAUGGAAAUUUUUUUCCCUAUGGAGAUGCAAGUAAGUUUGCUGAACAUGUUUUUCGCACAUUUGAUGCUAAUGGUGAUGGCACCAUCGACUUCAGAGAGUUUCUUUGUGCUCUUAGUGUAACAUCAAGGGGAAAAUUAGAACAAAAACUCAAAUGGGCAUUUUCAAUGUAUGACUUAGACGGAAAUGGCUAUAUAUCACGCCAAGAAAUGCUUGAAAUUGUUACGGCUAUAUAUAAAAUGGUUGGAUCUGUUAUGAAAAUGCCUGAAGACGAAAGUACACCAGAAAAAAGAACUGAUAAAAUAUUUAGGCAAAUGGAUCGAAACAAGGAUGGGAAAUUAAGUCUAGAAGAGUUUAUAGAAGGUGCAAAAAGCGAUCCAUCAAUAGUUCGUUUAUUACAAUGUGAUCCUCAAUCACAUUAACUUACAUUGUAAUAGUAUAAGUAAGCAAUAAAUGUUCGGAUUAUAAUAGUAA
Molecule: messenger RNA, 786 nt
Organism: Calliphora vicina (urban bluebottle blowfly)
Lineage: Eukaryota; Metazoa; Arthropoda; Insecta; Diptera; Calliphoridae
Gene: Nca
Product: neurocalcin homolog
Exons: 5
Coding region: 162-734 (190 amino acids)
Molecular function (GO): calcium ion binding
Source: RefSeq, a predicted model, not a curated record